Lucilia cuprina (Australian sheep blowfly) is the source of this 1313-nucleotide messenger RNA. RefSeq lists its product as uncharacterized. The transcript is spliced from 4 exons. The coding region runs from base 449 to 1192 and encodes 247 amino acids. NCBI's taxonomy places the organism in Eukaryota, Metazoa, Arthropoda, Insecta, Diptera, Calliphoridae. Gene Ontology annotation, biological process: regulation of transcription by RNA polymerase II. Gene Ontology annotation, cellular component: nucleus; transcription regulator complex. The record is from RefSeq and is a predicted model, not a curated record.
UUGCCGCACAUUCCCUACACAAAGAAAAUAAAGAAAAAAAUAAAAGGAAAAAAACUUAAAACUCUAACAAAUGGAUAAUAAAAUUAAAUUUUGCAAGAAUUAAAGAAACCUAGUUUAAAAACAAUUUAAUGUUUUGUAUGAAAUUAAGAACUGCCAGACCCAGACUGAAGAAAAUUAAUUUGUUUUCAAAACUAAGAUUUUUUGUAUUUAUUUGCAAUAUUGCCACCCAAUUAAAGUUAACUUAAACUAGCUUAAGCAACUUUGCGUAUACAUAUGUACAUACAAUAAAAAUAAAGUGAGACAAAAUAUAAUGUACUUAAUGAAAAUAUUUGUAAUGUUUGUCAUAUACAUAUUUUGAUUAUACAAGUGCCAAAUUGGUGACAUAUUCCGUACGGUGAUUACGUACGGUUUUAUUUAUAGUAUACACAGAAAAUAAACCAAAACUAAAAUGGAACAAGAGUCCGUUUUUGUUGUUAAUUUAAUUGCGAAUGUUGAAAAAAAGAAAUGCCUCUACGACAAAAGUGAUCCAUUUUAUUUCAAUAGGAAUAUCAAGGAAAAGUCAUGGAAUGAAAUAGGAGAAAAAUGCAGCAAAAGUGGAGAAGACUGCAAACACAAAUGGAAAUUGCUCCGAGAACGUUUUUGUAAAGAGCUGAAAAAGAUGGAAAAUUCAUCAGGUAGUGAAAUGUCCAAAGCAGAAUGGAAAUUUAUGCAGCCCAUGUUAUUUUUAAAGGAUUUUCUCGCACCGCGCCGCACUUAUUAUAACGUUAAGCAUGAGGAUAUAGAGACGGGCUUUGAACAAGCUACUUGCAGUGAAGACAGCUUGCUGGAACCUCUAAUGAGCUUUCCAACCCCACCAAAGAAAUCUAUGCACACUCCGGAUAGCCUCUGCCAAAAAUUUGGUGAGACUUUAGAGAAUAUUGAAAGAAGCUUAGCUGUUUCGAUUGAGCAAAAGAAUGAGACAACAGAUGAAUCCUUCAUGAAAACAGUGCUAUGUUUGAUGAGGGACUUGCCACUAGAUAAAAAGGACGAGUUUCAAGCGGGCGUAAUGCAGGAGCUAUAUCGUUUACGCAAAAAUUGUAGAAAAGUUAAAAAGAAGAAAUCAAGUAUUUUAACCCAGCUAAUAGUAGCAUUUACAAUCAUGCUGGAUCGGAACGCUUGCGUAAAUAUUGCUAUAUUUUAUAAAAACAAUUAAAAUUUAUUGAAAUUUUUUUAAAUAAACACUAUUUACUAAAACGUAUGUUUUAUGCAAAUUUUUGAACACAAUGAGGUUAAUUAUCUAGACAAUAUUGUCAAAUUUUUUUUUAAAUGUUGAG